Messenger RNA from Adelges cooleyi (spruce gall adelgid), 831 nucleotides. Its product is annotated as piggyBac transposable element-derived protein 3-like. The coding region runs from base 1 to 831 and encodes 276 amino acids. Lineage: Eukaryota; Metazoa; Arthropoda; Insecta; Hemiptera; Adelgidae. The record is from RefSeq and is a predicted model, not a curated record. The transcript has 5 exons.
AUGCAUCGCUGGGCUAAGAAAAUACAUUGUUAUUGGAUAAAUGAAUAUCUUCCAUUGGAUAGUAACGAAGUUACAGACGAAGAAUUAUCAGAAGAUGAAGAUACGAAUAUUAUUGCGGGAGAUAAAUUGUAUAAACUUGGACCACUUAUUAAGCACUGCAACAAAGUAUUUGCUUCAUAUUAUCACGGAACUAGAGAACUUAGUAUUGAUGAAUCAAUGAUUAUUUUUAAAGGUCGCAAUAGUAUGAAACAAUAUAAUCCUCUAAAACUCAUAAAACGUGGCUACAAAUCGUUUGGUUUGGGUGAGCGUGUUGUUCUACAUUUAACAAAAGAUGAGUGUAAUAAAAAUAUAAAAACAUUUUUUGACAACUAUUUUACUUCAUUACCAUUGAUAGAAAAAUUAAAAGCUGAAAAUUCAUUGGCAUGUGGAACCAUCCGGUCAAAUCGCAAAGAUGUUCCGGUUUUGGAUGAAGACUCGAAAGCGCCUAGAGGUUCAUCGGAUUAUCGAAUAACUAACAGUGGUAUUUACAAAUGGAAAGAUACUAAAUAUGUCAUGUUGGCAUCAAACUAUCACGGUUCAGAAUUAACAACAGUUACUAGAAAGGAUAAAUUUGGUCGUAAAAAAGAUAUGCAAUGCCCACAAGUCGUACGUGAUUAUAAUUGUUAUAUGGGUGGUGUAGACCAUGCUGACCAACUUAGAAUGACUUACGGCGUUGAUAGAAAAUCAAAGAAGUGGUGGCACCGAAUUUUUUGGGGUUUGUUAGACAUUAUGUUCGCUAUUUCUUCGGUAUCGUUCUUAGCUGAGGUUGAGACCAACAAAGGAAUUGCAUAA